AUGUCAACUCCGGAAAAUCCCCCGGUUUCGCCCACAAACUCACUGGUAACACAAACGGCGGAGAAAAGGAGAUCGUGGAGAGACAGGAAUCCAGAUGAAGGCCCUGAAAACGAAAGUACGGUAUUUUUAAUCAUUAUCAUUAACGCUACCCUGAAAAGUAAAAUUUGAUUUCAUUUCAGUCCCUGACAACAUGACCGAGACAUCGUCGGUUGUUUCCUUUAAAUCUGCCCAUUCUAAAUUGCUAUCCACUGCAAAAUCUAUGGAAAGUAUAUCGUCUAUAGUCGACGACAGAUCCAUGGUUACCGCGGCUUCAGGGUCUAUCGAAUUUGACAACGAUGACGACAGGUGUAUAACUCCAACAGAGGUUUCUGAUUUUGUAAGUUAAUAAACACGAGACUUUCAAUUCCCAGGAUUUACAUCAGCUAAAUUCGGAAAAUAUGAGACUCCAAGAACAAGUGAACAAGUUGAAAGAAGAACGGAAGAGAUGGACCCUUAAAAGGCCUCAUAAAGCAGAUUUGCAUCAAGAUGAAACCCUUGUCCAGAUACUCGAGGACCGAUUAAAUGAAGCAGAAAGUCUUAUUCAAGACUACAGAGAUGAAAACACAAGCCUUAAAUGUGAACUCAGAGAGAUUAAUGAAGGCAUAAAAAGCAGAGAAUUGGAUGGAAAACUGAAGUCUGCGGAAGAGUUAUGUGACGAAUUGAUGGUAGAAAACGAGCAACUAAAGAACGAAGUUCGGGAUCUUCAACAAGAAGUCGAGGAAAUGCAAGAUCAAUACCGAGAAGAAGAGAUUGAGGAGUUUCGGGAACUUCAGAGAGAACUUGAACAGAAUGCCAAAAAUUGUAGAGUUCUACAAUUCAAAUUGAAAAAGGCAGAGCGAUCAAGAGAACAACUCAAAACAGAGAAUGAGGUUUUAGCCAUGAAAUUACGAGAACAAAGCAAACCAACAAACCUGGUUGAAGGAAAUGAGAAUGACAGUGAUGAUAACUCGGUGAUCUCGGAUUCAACUGUUCAUAGUCAAUCCGUAAAAGUUAGAGAACUAGAAUCUGAGUUGAGAAUUGCUAAGGAAGUCAGCUUCCGUCUUCAUAAAGAAUUAGAAACGGCAGAAGAAAAAAGGUAGGCAUAUUUUUAUUAGGAAAUUAAAAAUCGGACGCACUUUAUGAAGUCGUUUGUAACUCAUUCAUUAACUUAAUCAUGUUUGGAGUGUUAUUCUUUAUUUUCCCAACUACAAAAACAAAACAAGUACUUUAACAAAGGAAUACUUUAACAAACUCGAUAUUUCGCAGUCAGAUUUGGAUUUUUUCCCUUUCAUCUUCCGAUUCCGGCAACUGGUCAACUAGUUAUCGAACUCAAAACCAAGUUUUGAACGGCAAAAUACAAAUGGUGACAAAAUGUCAACAUUUAUUGUUUUUACGGUAAAAUUCUAUUAUUUUUUUUUACACUUUUUGAAUGCAAAAGUACUUCGAUUAUGUAGACGUGGAAUCGGAUAUAUCAGUCUGUCGGGAAAAUAACGGCGGUCAAAGCAAAAUUUUUCGCCUCGUCGAAAAAAGGGUGCCGUCGCGCACCAAAUCUCCUGCUUCGGCAGCCGUCGCAAAGCGAUGUAAUAUCCCAAACUUUCACAUUAAAUUUUCUGUUAAACAUUGAGUUAGACACAAAAAUAUCCUCAUUUGCGGACAGCGAAAAAUAGUCCCUUUAAAAUUUAUAUCGUCUUCUUUAGAUAUAAGUUGGAAGAUGACGUGUUCUACUACAAGGAAAAGCUCAGGGAAUUGCAAACACAAAGCAAAUGGAGAGACAGCAGGAACAGAACGGAAGUUUCCAAUGUAAGUAUGACACUUGAACAUGUAUAAUGUCACUUUAGCAAAGACGACAGUCAAUUGAAGUUCCAGAAGAUCUGUCCAAUGAUGAUUUAAGGACAUUAAUAGAAAGGGAGGGAGACUUGAGAGAUCAACUCAGAUUCGCAGAAGAAGAUCUUAAAAGAACACGAGCACAAAUGCAAGAAUUAGAAAAUGAAAAUGAGGAGUUGAUGCAGAAAUUGGCCCGUUUCAACGAUGUCUCCAAUACCAGAAGCUCGUUGAACAAAAAACCCAUCAUCACCAGAAGUGCCAGGUAAGUACAUGCCAUGUAAAAUAUUUCGCGCAGCGAAAAAUACCUUGUUUCCCCAGGCCUGGGGGCGGAAAGAACACGCACUGAAUUUAAGAUUAGCUUAACAGCACGUAGUUUGUCUCAUACAAAGUGUGAAUCUAACAGUUCUUGCCUCGGCACUUUCCAAUAUUUCUGCUUUAGCGAAGGUCAUGACGACAAGCCGAUGCAACCUGCUGACUUAGAGACGCUAAGUGAACGUUGCAACGUUCUAGAACGCAAGAAUAAUUCUCUAACUAAAAAGUGAGACAUAUUCUCCUGUCAAAAGGGCCUCAUUAUUUUUUUAAUGCAACAGAUUUAAUUAUUUCAGAAUGCUUGAACUCGAGAUUGACACUGUUAAGAAAUUGCAAAAUUUGGAAUCAGAUUCGACUAACGUAAGCUACCGUAACCAUUCAAAAAUUUUUAGGGGAAACUUAAUGCGGAAGUCGAAAAAGAUAUGACACGAUUAAUAGGAAAGAUCCAAGAGUUGGAGAAACAAAACAACGAGCUGCAGCUUCAAAUCAGAAGACCAAUCACAAACGAUCACAGCUCUUCUCGAGAUAAAGGUAACAGUCAACAACAGUAAUCACAUAAUUUUCAGCAAUGUCGGUCGAACUGAGGCAAGAACGACAGCAGAGAAAAGAGCUCGAAUCUGAAUUGACUGAAUAUAAACAGUUAAUUGCAAAGUCUGACAACGCAAAAUUGAUCGCCAUGGCUACCAAAGUUGAACUGUUAACAAAUCAACUCAAUAUGGCGUUAGAAAGAGCGAAUGCCGCGCACAAGAAAUUCGCAAAGGACAGUGGAGUUGAGGAAAGUUACGCCGACCAACUGAAGAAACAAAUAGAACAUCUGGAGAAACAAAACAGCGAGUUGUUAGCUAAGGAGACAUUCAAAGUUGUUACUAAAUCCGACAUGGAUUCCCCCACCAUGCCCACAGCUGAUGAAGUAAUAUUUUGGAUAACACCUUUUGCAUUUGCAUUUUAGAUAGAACACUGUUGUGUCGUGCUAGCAUCAGUUGAGGCCCAAACAACCCGCAUUUGCAAGCAACUUGAUAGACUUGACAAUUCACAAAAAGUAAGGAAACGUAAUCAAAUAUUUUUGUUUCUAGGAAGAGCGUCGCCGGUCAUUGUCCAGAGAAAGCGCCGCAGGCAUUUCCGUCGACCUGGCAAGUGUGAUGGCUGAACUUAAGGUCAUCCGCCAAGUCUUGAAAACUCAUAAACAGGCCGGCACUGAUGUGAAUAAAGACGCAGACAACGAAAACGGGUCAGCGGCAGAAUCUGCAGAGUGCGCUUUUUGUUCCGAAAGGGAUCAGCAGAUAGAAAAAUUAAAAGAAGAGAUCGGAUUCUAUAAGAAGAAAAACAAAGAGCUCACAAACCAAGUCCUCCAAACGGAGGAUAGAUGGACUGUUGAAAUUGAAAAGCAGACAUAUAAUUAUAAAACGGAGGUAAUUAGUAGUGCAAUUAUAAUUGCUUUGUAGAUUCGACAUUUGGAAAGUGAUUUGGAUGACUUAAGAAGUCGGCUAAAAGAGCAAGAAGAAGUCGCAAAUGCUCGGAUGGUGACUUUAGUAGAGAAGCAGAAGACGAUCGAAGAACAAACAGCCAGAACAAAUCGCUUGGAGCAUGAAAUAAAUGAACGACAAAAGAUAAUUCAGGUAAGCUGAAACAGUCAAAUGAAAACGGUUUUAGGAUUAUGAAAAGGAACAGAAGGCGUUGAAGGAAUUCGAAAUAAAGUACCGUAAGAUCGAGGAUAUGUAUCAGAAGGAAAAGGAGAGAUACAACAGUGAUCGCUGCAAAAUUAAGUCAGAAAUGUCAUUAGCAAAGAAAAAGUCCGAAGAAGCUUCACUAGAAUUGGGUAAGACUGAUUUCCUUUACAAGCUAGACAUGUUUAUAGAAAAGGUAAAGCAAGAAAUGGGAAGGAAAGAAAGUGUUUGGCUCGAUGAGAAAAAAUAUUUACAAAACGAAAUCAAUCAGUUGAAGAAAGCUGCAAAAAAAGAUGGUGAAGACAAUGAUGAAGAAGAAGAGGAAGAAGAAAUCCACUUCAGCCCACGGCCUGUAAUUAGGACUAUCAACUACAGGGUCACGAAAAUUAACAACGAAAUGGGAGUACCAGAACUGAAGGAGAAACUGGUCAGCCAACAACAAAAGUACAGUGACCUUGAAGGGAAAUUUAACAAACUGCAAUUGGCCAAAGAAUGUCUUGAAAAUGAAUUGAAUAGACUAAAGGACAGUGCGGAACGAGAGCGCAAUGAUUUCCAACACAGAACUCGGCAGAAUGAAAAGAUUAGAUCGUUUGAAAUUGACGCAUUACAACAGAAGUUUACAAGUAGAAUGAACAUAAUGGAAAACACCAACAAGUCAUUGCAUACUCAGGUAAGCCAAGACGAUUACUGAAUGUUAAAACUAUUCCAUACUCCAAAUUUCAGUUAGUACAGCUUCGGAGAGAACGAGAUCGGUUUAGAGAUUCCACGAAUACCAUGGAAAAUAAAUUAUUGGAUGAACAAAGAAAUCUCGACGAAGAACGACGAAAAAACUCUCAGCUGAGUAACAUAAACAACGAUUUGGUAAGUUGGUAAAAAAUCAUAAAGGCCGAUUCUUUAGGAAAAGAAAAUCAAGGCACACGUCGCUGAGAUCGAUCGCCUAAGUCACGAACUUAAGCUCAAGAUCGAUGCCCAUAAGGCUGACUGCACUUUAUGGGAAAUUCAAAAGAAGCAUCUCGAGAAGAAUCAAGGGAAUGUCGACAAUGAGAGUAAGGACGUUAGAAUUACAGAAGACGCUUUGAAUGCGGCUGAAGCAGUGCAGAAACAAUAUGCCGAAUACCAAAAGUUUUAUACAAAGGAAGUAACCAGGCUGAAUAAGAAGAUCAAAGAGAUGGCAGCAUUACUUAACAACAAAGAAGCAGAAUUCUCGAAGAAAGCGAACGAGGUAAGGGUAGUCAAAUAGUAGUCGCGCCAUAAAGUCCUGACACAUUUGUCGCGGGUGUCGCGCGAGAAAAUUGGAACGAGCUCGCUCGAAAGUGCAUGCCUCUAGUGCAAAAACGGGGAAUUAAGCGAAACGAAAACAAAAAUGCACGGUAUGAUCCAGUGGCAAAAAACGUACCAUUUUGAAUCCGGGAAGUAUCAAAAAUGUGGCAAAAUGCUUCCCUCUCCAAGUGAAAAAACUUCGUUUUGAAGGGCGCGCCCUUUUUCCUCACAAAAAGAGCGGGCGCGCUUUUGAAAUCGGAGUUUUUUCACUUGGGGAGGGAGGUAUUUUGCCACAUUUUUUGAUGCUUCCUGGAUGCAAAAUGGUACGUUUUUUGCCACAGGAUCAGAUCUCCCAGUCCCCCACUGUAGUACAACAUAAUACUCCUUUCAGUUGGAUGAACAGAUAAAGAUACUUGAGAUUGACCAAAAGAACCUUAUUCAAGCCAAACAAACGCAACUCAGUGCUACAGAGAUUCUAAGAGCGGACCAAGACAGGCUAAUGCAGAUCGUUCAGCAAUCGGAGAUACAGAAACUAACCAGGAAAUACAAAAUAACGGCAAUAAUUGAUAGAGUAAGAGAACAUAAAAACCAGUGAAAAUUUGUAUUUCCAGCUUCAAACUAUACAAAACCUAACUGAAGAAACGGAGAUUACGCAUAUCAUCAACCAACUCAACACGAUCAAAGAAGAUGACAACACUGCCGCAUUUACAUCCAGUGAUUUAAAUGGUUAUGAGGUGGAUUCUGUACUUUCCUCUGCCAGGACGGUGACCUCAAGUGUCAGUGCCUACAAUACGAACCCCAUGUUUUUACCCAGCCAAAGAUCACUCAGUAUUGAAAGCAGUUCGACCUGGGACAGCAGAUUCCAAGAUUACACCACCCGUUCGGUGUCCCCCGUUAAGAAGAUGGUCAAUUAUCCCGACCCGCCUCCCAAUUUCAUGCUAAGCAAAGACACCAAAGUCGAGUACGACCGGGAUGGAAGAUUGCAUUAUGUGCCAAAAACAAUAUCACGAAGUCUUUUGUAUGAUAACGCCGGUCCUAUUGUAACAAAAAGCACGGGUACUCUAACUGACGAUACCGACGUCGACAACGAUUCAUUAGCAUCACAUAGUAGGAUGGGAAGCGCAGGAACCAAUAUCCUGUACAAGAUACGGAGAGAGGAAUUGGCGAAAGGAACUGCACCGUCCGUACGAACAAUAGCACAGGCAUUUGAAACUCUGGAAAGACCAAAAACAAAGAGAGGCUUUUUCAAUAUCCGGAAGUCGAGAUCGGUUGACACGAAUGAAGAUAAACCAUCUGUGGUAAAAGAAUAACCAUAAACCCAGGAUAAACUUUUGUUUUAGGCUGUCCUCAAACCGACAACUUUAUCUAGGAACACGACGAGUAUGAGUAGAAUUGAGAUGGAUCUCCCGACUCCAGCACUACAGUCAAAACCAUCUUCGAAUAAUCCUGUGUCUCAUUACGGAACACUGACUCGAGGUGGUCGUAAUCCUUUUAAGAACAUGGGUUCGAAAUUAGUAGACCGAGUCCGCCGUUCUUUAUCAAAAUCGGGCAGAACUAGCCGAGAUCAAACUCCCGAAAGGGCGCCAUUGGCGCCAAAUGAGGAUAUAUCACCCAUGGAAGAGACAGCCCCAUCUACAGAGGAGAAGCCACAAAUUAAAGUGAGUAAAUCCACAAACAAAAUAUUGUUUAGACGGUCAAGAAAAUACGAGUUAGAAAAUCAGUUGAUGGAGAAGCUACGAAGAUAACUCGCAAGAAACCGACGCCCGUAUAA
Bursaphelenchus xylophilus (pine wood nematode) is the source of this 6846-nucleotide messenger RNA. NCBI's taxonomy places the organism in Eukaryota, Metazoa, Nematoda, Chromadorea, Rhabditida, Aphelenchoididae. The record is from the annotation of a GenBank genome assembly.